AUGAACAUCGCCCAUUCAAUACCGUCGACCGUCACCGGAGUGUCCUUUUCAUUUCUCACCGCUCAGGACAUCCGUCGCAUAUCCGUCAAACAGAUUGUAAACCCCGUUCUCCUCGACGACCUUAACAGACCCAACAUUGGCGGUCUCUACGAUCCUGCUCUGGGCCCCCAUGAUCGUUCAGACAUCUGCGCAACAUGUCACCUCACAUAUUUCACCUGCCCCGGCCAUUUUGGUCAUAUCGAACUACCAGCGCCUGUAUUCCAUCCUUUGUUCAUGGGCAAUCUCUAUAACCUGCUCCGGGGCAUGUGUAUGUUCUGUCACCGAUUUAAAAUGAGUCGGACCCAGCUGUCAAAAUACAUGGCCAAGCUACGACUGUUGGAGCACGGGUUGGUGGAGGCGGCUAUGGGAGUAGACGAUAUCACACUUCAGGUCCGGAAGACGAAGAAAGGCAAGGAGAAGGCAGACGAAGAGGAGGACGUGGAUAUGCUGGGGAAGGAGGAUGUCACCUAUGAAUCCGACGAACAGUUCGUGAAGCGGGUGCACCUUUAUGUCGCUAUUCACCUCGCUCGAAACAAGACCACCCGGGACGACUACAAGAGCGAAGUUGCCUAUCAGAUGAGGAAGGACCUGAUACACGAAUUCCUUCGCAAUUGCAUGAUGAAGAAGUGCCAGAACUCCGAUUGCUCUAGCGUAGCGUACACUUUCCGCAAAGAAGGUUACACAAAAAUCAUCGAAUACGACCUCACCCCGAAGCAAAAGGCAACCCUUGCUAGAUCACGGCCCAAUGUCCUGCUGGCUGAAAAGGCGACAUCUUAUACAAAGAAGGCCGGAAAGCAAGAGGAAGAUGUGGACAUGGAUGGCAGCGGAUCCUCUGAGAGUGAAGGAGCGGGCGACAGUCUAGUUGAUGAUGAAGAAGAGGAUGACUCUGAAGACGAAAGCCAUUUCCGAAAGCCCGGGCAACCUUCACUUCCCCGGGCAGCCAACGGGAAGGUCAAGACGUCUCGUGGAAGGAACGAACGAGUAAUUGCUCCAGAAGAGUGCCGUGCUCAUCUCCGUCGGUUGUUCAAGAACGAGACCAUCAUGUGCUCGCUCAUCUUCGGCCGUCACGGUCCCCACGCUCCCGUCAACAAGGACCAACUGGCAAUAGCGUCUGCGGAUAUGUUCUUCCUCGAAGUUCUACCCGUGUCUCCAACCAGGUUCAGGCCUCCAGCCAAGAUGGGCGAGACUCUAUUUGAGCAUCCCCAGAACGAGCUUCUUGCCCGGGUUCUGAAUACCUCUUACAAGCUUCGAGACAUCAACCUCGAUUUGCGAACGGCGUCCCAGAAGGGAGACGAGUUCGAUGAAGUCGCUCGACGCACGCUUAUGAGCCAGUUGCUCGACCGACUCAUUCAACUCCAGAUCGACGUCAACAGCUUCAUGGAUAGUAGCAAAAACCCGCAGGUAGUUAGACAGGGCAAAUUGCCACCUGCUGGAGUCAAACAAGGGUUGGAAAAGAAAGAGGGUCUCUUCCGGAAACAUAUGAUGGGCAAACGUGUUAAUUACGCUGCUCGGUCCGUCAUCUCUCCCGACGUCAACAUCGAACCCAGCGAAAUCGGCAUUCCGCCUGUAUUCGCUCGCAAACUUACUUUCCCUGAGCCCGUCACUGCCGACAACUUCCACGAAAUGCGACAACGGGUUAUCAACGGACCAAACAACUAUCCCGGCGCAAGCAUGGUCGAGUAUGAAGAUGGACGCCAGCAAUCUCUGGACAAACUCACCGUGGAACAACGAACGGCCAUCGCUAACCAGCUUUUGACACCCCAGAGUGACCAUGCUACCUCUAGAAAGGGACUGUUCACGCGGACUGCAGGCGUCAACAAAAAGGUCUACCGCCAUCUACAAGACGGAGACAUUCUUAUUCUGAACCGACAACCAACCCUUCACAAACCCAGUAUGAUGUGUCAUCGUGCCAAGGUCCUACAUGGCGAGAAAACUAUCCGCAUGCAUUACGCCAACUGUAACUCUUACAACGCCGAUUUCGACGGUGACGAGAACCAUGUUGCAAGGGCUGAAGCUACCUUCAUUGCCAACACCGAUAAUCAAUACCUUGUACCGACGUCAGGAAAUCCUCUCCGAGGCUUGAUCCAAGAUCACGUUGUUGCUGGUGUCUGGAUGACAAGCCAAAACGCCUUCUUUACCAGAGAGGAGUACUUCCAACUACUCUAUGGCGCGCUUCGUCCCGAAGAUAGUGAAUCCAACUCGCGUCUCGUGACAUUGUCUCCAGCCAUCUGGAAGCCUCAACCUUUGUGGACUGGUAAACAGAUCAUUUCGACAGUCCUCAAGAACAUCACACCUCGUAACUUCGAAGGCCUCAACCUCAAGGCCAAGACCAAAGUGCCUGGCUUCCUUUGGGGAAAGGAUUCGAAAGAGGACCAAGUCAUUUUCCUCGAUGGCGAACUACUGUGUGGCGUCUUGGACAAGUCAGCAUUCGGCGCCUCCGACUAUGGUCUAGUCCACUCUGUCUACGAAGUGUACGGCGCCGAAAUCGCAGGCAAGCUUCUGGGUAUCCUCAGUCGUCUGUUUACCAAGUUCCUCCAACACCGAGCAUUUACUUGUCGUAUGGACGAUCUCAUCUUGACACCAACCGGAGACAAGAAACGCGCUGACCUCAUCGAACGCGGAAAGAACCUUGGUACCGAGGGAGCCAUCGAGAACUUCCCGUCUCUCAGCGGAGUUCCCAAGGAAGAGGUUCCGGAGCAACUCCGUAACCUCCUCGAAACCGUGCUUCGGGACGACAACAAGAUGGCAGGCCUCGAUGUCACCGUCAAGACCAAACUCUCCAAACUUACAUCCUCCAUCUCCGACGCUUGUCUACCUAACGAAUUGUUGCGCAAAUUCCCAUACAACCACAUGCAAACCAUGACACUUUCUGGUGCCAAGGGUUCGGCAGUCAAUGCGCGCCAAAUCUCGUGCGCCCUCGGUCAGCAGGAGUUGGAAGGUCGUCGUGUACCUGUCAUGGUUAGCGGCAAGACCCUCCCUUCAUUCAAGGCCUUCGAAACCAAGGCUAUCGCCGGUGGUUAUGUUGCCAGUCGAUUCUUGACUGGAAUCAAGCCCCAAGAAUUUUACUUCCAUUGCAUGGCGGGUCGAGAAGGUCUCAUCGAUACUGCCGUCAAGACAUCUCGUUCAGGCUACCUUCAGCGUUGUUUGAUCAAACAUUUGGAGGGUCUCCGGGUGCACUACGACAACACCGUCCGGGGAAGUGACAAUUCAGUUUACCAAUUCUCAUACGGUGGCGACGGCCUCGACGUCACCAAACAGAAACACCUCUACCAGUUCGCCUUCAUCGCACAAAACUCCCUCUCCAUCGCUAGGCGGUUGAAUCCCAACGCCGUCGCCAAUCACAUGGAUCUCAAGACUGCUCCCUCCUAUAUGAAGAAAGUCCUCAGGAAGUCGGCGGAGAGGGAAAGCCCCUGCGGAAAGGCACCUCGAGACGAAUACGAUCCCGUGCUAUCCGUCUACAACCCCAACAAGUAUCUCGGAAGCACCUCUGAGCAAUUCGCCACCGCGGUCAGGCAAUAUAUCAAAGCCAAUCCUGAUGGACUCCUGAUCGAAAAGAGCGAAAAGCCUCGUUUCCCCACUCGAUACCCCCCAAUGCUCAGCAAAAACUUCCAAUUGCUCAUGAAUGUCAAGUACAUGCGAAGUCUGGUCGAACCCGGUGAAGCUGUCGGACUUCUCGCGUCGCAAGGUGUCGGUGAGCCUUCCACUCAGAUGACGCUCAACACUUUCCACUUUGCUGGCCACGGUGCCGCUAACGUCACGCUUGGUAUCCCUCGAUUGCGUGAAAUCGUCAUGACUGCUUCACAAAAGCCCAAGACUCCCUCUAUGACCAUGAAGGUCAAGCCAGGAACCUCCCCCGACGACGUAACAUUGUUCUGCAAACGGGCCAGCAGAGUAACACUUUCUCAGUUGGUGGAAGGUGUGACCGUAGACGAGCAGCUCUGCGUCGAAGGUCAGGCUAGGCGAACUCAAUUCACCGUUACCAUCAACUUCUUCCCGCGAGAGGAGUACCUGGCCGAGCACGAUGUCGAACCGGUUGAAAUACUUUCCGUCUUUGGAACCAAGUUCCCUCUAAUCCUCAAGAGGGAGAUCCAGAACGAACUUCGCAAGCUGGAUGCUGACUUGAAGAGCCAGAUCGCUCAACUUGGCAAGGGUAAAGCUGUUCGAACGCACGGAGAGGGCGAGGGCGACGGUGGUGAAGGGGACGGAGAGACCUCCAAGCGUAAGAGGAAUGCCGACGAAGACAGCGAGGUCGGUGACGGUGACGCGGACGACGAGAAGAGGCAACGACAGAAGAAGCAGCAAGCGACCUAUGACAGCGACGAAGACUCGGACGAGGAGGACAAUGGAGAAGCGUUCAAUGACGAGGAUAUUGAGGCUGCAUACGCUUCUGACGCCGAGGCAAUGAACACCGAAGUUAAACCCGCUAAGCUCACAAAGUCGCAGCAAAGUUUCAAGCAAGCGGUCAGCCGUACCUCGGAUUUGUUCCAGGGCCAUCUGCAACAGGCUGUCUCUUUCAACUUCGACGAAUCCAAAUGCACCUUCCAGGUUGAGUUCCGACCUGAUAUGCCCAAGCUUUUGUUCGUUGGAAUCAUUGAGCGUACCUGCCGUGCGACCGUGGUUCGUGAAAUCCCUGGUAUCACUGAUUGCUUCCAGGUAAAGGAAGACAGCAAGAAGGGUGGCGAGCCGCAGAUAAAGUUGACUACAAACGGCUCAAACUUGCGCGGCAUGUGGGAGUUUGCGUCAGGUUCCGACGAGAGCAUCCUCGAAGAUGAUGAGAUCUACUCCAAUGACAUCUACGCCCUGUUGAAGACAUAUGGUGUUGAAAUGGCAAGGGCCGCAAUUCUAAAAGAAGUCGGAGGUGUUUUCGCGGCCUACUCCAUCCAGGUCGAUCGCCGGCACUUGGAGUUGAUUGCCGACUAUAUGACUUUCGAUGGCGGCUACAAACCCUUCAACCGAAAAGGUCUUUCGACGAACCCUUCGCCACUCCUGAAAGCCUCGUACGAAACUACUGCGGCCUUCCUGUCGGACGCGACACUAUAUGGAGACUUUGAUGAUCUAACGACGCCAUCGGGGAAUAUUGUGCUUGGGCGGCCGAAUGCCACUGGAACUGGAGUGUUCGACGUGCUGAUGCAAACUGCGUAG
This is a messenger RNA of Coprinopsis cinerea okayama7#130, 5181 nucleotides long. RefSeq names its product RNA polymerase I largest subunit. Gene Ontology annotation, molecular function: DNA-directed RNA polymerase activity; DNA binding. Bases 1 to 5181 code for a protein of 1726 amino acids. NCBI's taxonomy places the organism in Eukaryota, Fungi, Basidiomycota, Agaricomycetes, Agaricales, Psathyrellaceae. Gene Ontology annotation, biological process: DNA-templated transcription. Gene Ontology annotation, cellular component: RNA polymerase I complex. The record is from RefSeq and is a predicted model, not a curated record. The transcript is spliced from 13 exons.